CCCCAUCCUCAUAGACGCAAUGUCACCUUUGACCCAUUCGUGUCCGCACAUGGCAGUAUGAAGUUGUAACAUUUCCACGUUUCCCAUGGACUGAAACAUUUAUGCCGUUACUGAUACAUUCACGGGAGUUUCUGGGACUUAGUUCUUGCUACGAACAGCAUCCAUGGCGAAAGGGAAAGCUGUGAGCUCCAAGGGGCCCAAGGUCAGUGCGAUUAAGCGUAGAAACAUCUCACAAACGAAAGCCAGCAACAAGCGCAAGAAGGCCACAGGAAAAACCAAGAACAAGUUCAGCUCUACCCAAAUUGGUAAGAAUGCCUCUGGUGCCGGUGGUAACCUUGGCAACCUUGGGAGUGACGGAGAAGAUGUUGAGGAAGAGGUUUUGCCAGAUGAUAUGGUCGAUGAUGACCAUAUGGAAUACCUGGAGACCAUGGGGCAAAAUAUCAGCUUUGUCACUGACACCAUAGAUGAAAAGAAGGAAGAAAGGGGUGAUAAAAAGAGGAGAAAAAAUGAUGAGGAUGAAGUUGCAGACUAUGAGGAGUUGCCACGGAAACAAUUCCGCCAGAUGGAAACAGAGGACAGGAAGUAUCUGCAUUUACUUCCUAUCAAAGGAGAAAGGGGGAUUAUUCCACAGGUGAUGGAAAAGACUGAGUCAGAUGAAGAGAACAUUAUUGAACAAGGAGAGGAAAAAGAAGAACUUGUUGAGAAGAAAAGGGAAGUAAAUGUGACAACUUUGCCUGAGACUCUGUCAGAGGUGGAACUUUUCAAACUCAAGAAAGAGACUCUUGCACGACGUAAGAUGCAGAUUGCAAAGCUCUCCAUCCGUGUCAUGGACAGCCCCCAGGAGGCCUUGUCUUCCCUGAAGGCUCUGCGAGUGAUGCUGAAUGAAGAGGACCGUCAGGUGGCCGUCACUGUGAGGAAGUUGGUGAUGUUGUCGCUGUGUGAGGUGUUUAAGGACAUCGCACCUGGGUACCACAUCAGAACCAGGACUGAUAAGGAGAUGCAGCAGAAGAUGAAGAAGGAUGUGAAGCAGCUGGUAGAGUGGGAGGAGGGACUGGUGAGACAGUACCAGCUGUACCUACAGCACAUGGAGGACAUUAUCAAGGCUUGCACCAGCAAGAAAAAGGCUCAAGGAGUGAGUGGGCAGAACAAGCUGCCCAUGAAAGCCCUGCAGAGUCUGAUGGAGGUUGCUGUGAAGUGCAUGUGUGAACUGCUGGUUAGCCUGAUGCACUUCAACUUCAGGACUAACAUCAUGUCUGUCAUUGUGCCUCUGAUGGACCAUUCUAACCCUGACAUCGCAGACAUGUGCUGUGACACUGUGAAGAAGGUGUUUAAGCAGGACAGACAGGGUGAUUCCACCAUGGAGGUGGUGAAACUCAUUACCAGUAUGGUAAAGAGUAAAGCAUUCAGUGUCCAGCCAAGGGUGCUUGAAACCUUCCUGGCACUUAAAAUCAAGGAAAUAAAAUCCAAAGACCCAGAGAAAGAAGUGGAUAAGAAGAUGAAGGAAAAGAAGGAAAUGUUGAAGAAGGGAUCUCGUGCCCAGCGCAAACGAGCCAAGCGGGAAGAGAAAUUGACACGAGAACUACUGGAGGCCGAGGCUACAGAGAACCAGAAGCGGAAGCUUGACCUCAAUACUCAAACUAUAGAGAUGGUGUUUCUGACAUACUUCCGUAUCCUGAAGAAGAAUCGACAGUCUGUCCUGCUGCCGUCAGUACUGGAGGGACUGGCUAAGUUCUCCCACCUCAUUAAUGUGGAGUUUUUCAAUGACCUGAUCACUGUGCUGAGAGAACUGGUGGAGUCAGGGAGCCUCAGUUACAGGGAAACGCUCCACUGUAUGGUGACAGCAUUCCAGAUCCUGGCUAACCAGGGAGGUGUUCUAAACAUCGACCCACUCAGGUUUUACACACACCUGUAUGCCAGCCUGCUGCACCUACAUGCAGGUCAGGACACAGAUGACACCACCAAUGCCCUGGAGUGUAUUGACAUCAUGUUGAACAAGCGCAGGAAGCAGGUGUCCAUGCAGCGUGCCUUCGCUUUCCUGAAGCGACUGUGCUCUCUGUCCCUCCAGCUGCUGCCCAACAGCACUCUGGGUACCUUAGCUGCUUCCCGGGACUUCCUGAAGGUUUUCCCCAAGACAGACAUGCUGCUGCAGAUUGAGGAGACGCAGGGAGGCGGCAUGUAUCUACCUGAGCUACAGGAACCCGAGCACUGUAACGCUCACACAACUGCACUGUGGGAACUUCACCAUCUCAACCGACACUACCACCCUCAUGUACGCAGAUAUGCGGCUCAUCUACUACGGAAGGCCCCUUCGGAGGGAGCUGGAUCCCUUCCACCAUCACUGGACAGGAAAUCUCCCUCUCAGCUGUGGCAAGAGUUUGAUCCGUCUGAGAUGAACUUUAACCCCUCUAUCCCUGGACCAGGGAAGGGUGGCAAGAAUAUGAAGCCAUUUUCCAGGCUGGGAGGCCUUGUGCAGGAGAGCAUGAGGACAUUAGAGCAGGAUGUCUGUGGUGAUGCAAUGUAGAUAAAGUGUGGUGUUGAACAAAAGAGAUGAAAUGUACAAACACAUUCUUAAAAUGUUUGAUGAGGAUUUCCUCCGCAUUUCAACUAACAAGAACUGGGUACCUGAUUUUCAGCAGAGCAAGUUGACCUGCACACCUCAGGUCACAGCUCCAUUGCCCAUAUUUUUAUCCUUCUCACCUAACCUUGUUUGGCGUCACAUCCAAAGUUAUGAUAACAGUGAUUUGAAUUUUAGUUGACAUUGAUAUAAGUCUUUAUUCUUAAUAACCAUGCUCCAAAAUGUGAUUUUUGCACCUUAUGUCUUGGUGAGGCUUAAGACUUAUUGAUCACGCCUCCACAUCAUGUAUCUGUGGAGGAAAUGAACACAGGUUGCAGUACAAUGGGCUCUCGUCCUUUCCAUCUUCAGUAGCAAAAAAGCCAGUAAACAAGAGAGCAUCACAGGCUAGGCCUUGAGUAGAGCAUUGUUGAUAACUGGAAAGGGUGUUUCUUUCGUGUGUAAAAAAAAAAAAUUCUACAUGUAUUUAUAUGCAACAUUAAUCAAUAUGCUUAAAGUAAAAUAAAAAGCAAGGGAGAGUAAUUGACCAUUAAAUGUGCUGAUUUCUUCCCUGCAAUAUCAGCGGAGUAAAAUGGUUAAGCAAUUGUUAGCUAGCCACGAAGACCAAAUCUCAAUUAUGAGUCACAAGAUUUCACUAAAGCUGCCAUGAGAAAGUGAUUUUUGGUUGGUUUAGUAAACUUUCACUGGCAUGAUUUUGUCUAACAUAAGAUGAAGCUGUCCUAACAAGAACUUGGCUUAUUCGAAGUCAGAGAUCAUAUCAGAAAACAAUGUAUUGUUCCAGAUAUACUUGCACUGAUACAUUUUUGGUUCAGGAAAAGUAGAGUAGAGGUAGGCUGAUUAAAUAAUGUUUAUAGGUGCCCAACCAACAUCCGCCAGCCCCCAGUGGGAGGGGCCAUUACAGCAUUGGACAGCAGAUGUUGUGUUACACGGACUAGAGUUACAAUUAAUGUUCUUUAUAUUUUCAGUGUCUACCUGAUUCAUAGUUUAUUUAGAUGGCAGUCUCAUUAGCUUUGAAAUAGUAUUAAUUACAUGACAGAUAUCAUCUAUGUAACAGAAGAAUGGAAGACACUACAGGUGUACACUGAGUACACGUUUCCCAAGUCUUGUAACUUUCUACCAAUACCGUACUUAAAAACAAAAAGUCGUUCAUAAAAA
Molecule: messenger RNA, 3727 nt
Organism: Branchiostoma floridae (Florida lancelet)
Lineage: Eukaryota; Metazoa; Chordata; Leptocardii; Amphioxiformes; Branchiostomatidae
Product: nucleolar complex protein 3 homolog
Exons: 8
Coding region: 164-2521 (785 amino acids)
Biological process (GO): DNA replication initiation
Cellular component (GO): nucleolus
Molecular function (GO): chromatin binding
Source: RefSeq, a predicted model, not a curated record